Messenger RNA from Echinops telfairi (small Madagascar hedgehog), 5283 nucleotides. It is a transcript of the gene CUNH4orf54, whose product is annotated as chromosome unknown C4orf54 homolog. The record is from RefSeq and is a predicted model, not a curated record. The transcript has a single exon. Lineage: Eukaryota; Metazoa; Chordata; Mammalia; Afrosoricida; Tenrecidae. The coding region runs from base 1 to 5283 and encodes 1760 amino acids.
AUGCUUUCCCUGCAUCUCCGGGGGGAGUCCCGGGGUCGACCUGCCGGGGCUGAUGGCAUUCAGACUCAGAGCUGCCGACGGUGCCGGGCCAUCCACUGGACGGGACAGCUCGGGCACAAGACGCUGGCCACGGUCUCGGCAGGAGCAGCAGCCCCCCAGCGGCAGCCCCCCUCGGCCACCGCAUCCAGGAACCUUCCCAUCUCCCUCAGCCUCGCCCUGGUCCCGCCACAGGGGCUGAAGCACUUGCAGGUGGUGGCAGCGGCGGCCGUGGUGCCUACAGCCUUGGGACCGGUCCAGGCACGUGGGACCCUGCUUCGGGCAACGCUGUGGCCCCUCCGAGGCCAGAGAGGCCCCAGCGCUCACCACUGCCUCAUCCUGUCGCUGAAACCCGGGCAGGGGCUCAGAAUGGAAGCGGCUACGGCUGAGCCGAUGUCCCAGGUCGGCCGGUCGGAGGCUGGGGACCGGGAGAGCCAAGUCCAAGAGGCGCCAGAGCGAACUCAGCAGCUGCGGCCACUUCCUCAGCCUUCCGUUUGCUCGCAGAGAGAAGUGAAAUACGUGGGGAUGUGUGCUUCCGCUCAAGGGCAGAGGCCGAGUCCUCGGACCCCGAGACUUCCCCUGGAGCACCCCCCAGGGGACCAAAGGGCCCUCGGGAGUCCCCAGGAAACGGCCAAAGGAGCCCGAGACGAACCCGGAGACCACGAAUCCACAGCACCCUGCACCAAGGACUCGGACAGCUUCUCAUCUUCCUCCUCCUCCUCCUCCUCCCCGGUGGACAAAGCAGUAGAGGAUGACCUUUCCAAACAGUGUGAUACCAUGACAUCGACGGGGGCUCUGGCCACCUCUUCUUCCUCCUUAGGCUUUGAGAGUGACAGUGGUGAGAGCGAAGAAAGCUGCCAGCCCAGAAGCGGAGAAAGGGGGACACCGGGAGGAGGUGGUGGGGUGGGAGCUGGAACAGAGUGCAGUGGCCUGAUCACCAGGUCCCUGGGGGGCAGGGACGCCCCCCCAAAUGAAGACGCUCACUACAUCACCACCCACGAGAUCCAGCUGAGUGAGGUGGAGCAGGACACGGACUUUGACGUGGGACUGGCCUCCCAUUGGGAUUUCGAGGACAACAACGUCAUCUACUCGUUCGUGGACUACGCUUCCUUCGGGGGCAGCGAUGAGACCCCGGGGGAUGUCACCACCCCGACUGAAGAGGACGACGACAACAGCUGUUACCUCAGCACCACUCCCAGCACCCACGCCACCCGGACGCCCAGCCCCACCAGCAGUGACCAGGCCCGCCCCGGUGCGGUCGGCAGCGAUCGGGACACCAGCAGCACGGAAGUGGGCAGCGAUCCCUCGGACAGUGACCCCACACCCCCACCCACGGGGCCUGGCACGGCCACCCCGCGUGAGCUCUUGCCCGAGCCCCCGGAGGCAGCUUCAGGGGCGGCAGCCGUUGCGAGCAGCUGUGGGAGCGCUGCGAGCCAGAUCCUCCUAUCAAUCAAACCGACUUCCCGGGCUAUAAAUGAGCCUAGCAACGUGCGUGCAAAGCAAAACAUUAUUUACGCUGCCAAGCAUGAAGGCGACAUGAGCCUCCGGGUCUCUACAGCUGCUGAACACAAUUCAAGUUCACUGAAGCAAGACCGGGCUGCAGCCGUGGCUCAGGACCAUGCAAAGAAAUUCAUCGCUGUCCCUGCUCGCCUGCAGACCAGGUGCGGGGCCCUCCGAGCGAAGGAGCUGGUGGACUACUCCAGUGGAGCCUCCAGUGCCGUGAGCGAGCUGGACGAUGCCGACAAGGAGGUGCGUAACCUGACCGCCCGGGCCUUCCGGAGCCUCGCUUACCCCUACUUUGAGGCUCUGAACAUCAGCUCCAGAGAGUCCACGCUCUCAGAAGUUGGCUUUGGGCGCUGGUCAACCUUCCUGGACUUGAAAUGUGGAGGUGUUGGGGCCAGGGUGGAGCAGAGUCUGCUCCGGAGCAGCGCCGCCUCGGUGGCUGCAGGGCUGAAGAAGGGCGGAGGGACCAGGCCCAGCGCCGACCAGCUCUACAUCCAGUCCAAGAGGUCCCAGACCAAGGCCUUGGAGUUCGUGGUCAGCAAAGUCGAGGGGGAGAUCAAGCACGUGGAGACGCCCCUGUGCUUCCAGAAGCAGCUCCAGACCGGUGCCCGCGUGGUCACCCUUCUGGAACCCUUGAAUCUGUGCGGGGAGCGCAAAGCCGGCUCUGCAGCUGGGUCCAGCCAAGCGGCCAAGGGACCGAGCAAGGGCCCCGGGUCCGUGUACACGGAUGAUGGCUCGGAGACCUCAGAAGGCAGCAAGCCCACCUCGCGGAGCCAGGGACCCCAGAAGAAGUCUAAGUUUGCUUCCAGCCUACUCAAAAAUGUCAUCUCCAAGAAGAUGCAGCGGGAACACGAGUUCAAAAUGGAGCGGGGGCAGGUCACGGACACAUCCCACAAGAAUCUCCCCAGCGACUCCACGGAGCCGGAGGGCCCCCCUGAGAAGCCGAAAGAGAGGGGCCUGCAGAGGCAGAGCUCGCGCCACUCAGAGGCCGGCUCCGAGUACACGGUGGUCAGCGUGUCUGAUGCAGGUGGGGAGGGCUCUGUGAUCGAGGCCAAAUCCCCCAUUUUCAAGGCCAGUGCUCCCCGGGAGAGCCGUGCCGCCUCUGGCCGGAAUUUUGCAGCGGGCUACCCAGAAGAAGUGUGUGAGAUUAAAAAGAGCGCCUCCGAGACGGUCAAGGGCAUCUUCCUUCGAAGUCAGAACAGUGCCUUUCGGUCAUGGAAGGAGAAGGACCGCGAGAAGGGAGAAGAGAAAGCCAGCAUCGGGAAGCUGCAGCUGCCCAAAGGAGGCGACUGGAGGGCCGACCUGGGCGAGGUCUCUGCCAGCAAGCCCACAAUCAUGUCCCGCCUCUUUGUCCCCAACAUCCAGCAGAUGCCCAAGGACAAGCAGCCAGGGAAGCAGGCCACCAAGUACCCUGCUGCCCAGGCUACCUCCACUGCAGUGAUCAGGCCCAAGGCUCCAGAAAUCAAGAUCCGGCUGGGGAGUGUGCAGCAGCCAAGCGCCGACUUCAACAUCGCCAAGCUGCUCACGCCCAAGCUGGCCAGCGGCAGCGCCUCCAACCUCUUCAAGACCGUUGAGGACAACAGCAGGGCCCAGCAGAAACUCUUCCGCGGGGACAACCUGGACAAAGUGCCCCAGUUCCAGGUGAGAGACGUCAGAGAUAAGUCCAAGGCCCAGGGGCCGCUCCACCAGGUGAGAGAUGUCAGGAAACUAAUCAAAGGGUCAGGGGACAGCAGCGACAAGGGCAGCGUUACCCCGGAGCAGGGGUUGACUGGGCCCAAGCCCAGACAGCUGACUGCUGCAGCUGGCGGAUCCAGAUCCCUAUCCCCGAUGGUGAUUACGUGCCAGGCCAUGGUGAACCAGAGGGAAGACGGCAUGGAGCGAGAGCAGAGGGAGAGCUUGGGCAGCAGGUUCGUGAACUCUUCCCCAGAAGGAACCGUCUUGGUUCACCGGGCAUCUGGCAGGCUGCCCGUGGCCACCAUUGCACCCAACAAGCCAGAGCAAGGCUCCUACCUGCCAGUGCUCAAGAUUGUCUCUAAGACUUCUGCCCAGAAGUCCCCAGAGAAGCCCAAGGACGAGGAGGUCAAGGAAGAGGGGAAAGCCCCAAAGGCAGGCCGGAAUGCCCUGGAGAAGCUGACUGCUGCGGUGAGGUCCAUGGAAGAGAUGUACAGCUUCAACAGAAAGGAGUGGAAGCGCAAAAGCGACCCCUUGCUCUUGAUGGCGGAUAGCCACGUCCUGUCGCUCAUUGCCAGUGAGGAGAGGGGAGGGGCAGGUGGUCCCGAAGGAGACACCACCGACAAGUUGCACAAAAGACUGGGGGAAGUAGCAGAGAGGAGCGCAGGAAGCAAAGGUGGAGUUGUUCUGCGGGGGGCUCCCAUAGAGCGCCUACAGCGGAGAAACUCCAACCCAAGCACCGAGAGUGUGUCCGCUAGGGCUGCGGCCUUUGAGAACCUAGCCAGGGAGAGGCCCCGCUCCCUCUAUAUCCCCCCAGUCCACAAAGAUAUGGAGAGAACUGCAGCCCUGCAGCCCUUCUUACCACACCCCAGCAACCGGAAUGUGCUCACAGUAAGUGCUAGCAGUGCCCAGAAAACGGGGGGUGUCGCUGGCAAGUUCCCACAGGGGCCUUCUCUAGAGAGCCCUUUGGCAGCAAAGGGCAUCAAAUCACAGGGACUUCGGUCCCUCAAGAUCUCGCCAGCCACCAGGGCUCCUCUGGAUGAGGCAGCCAGCAGGAAAAGCGGAAGCAAUUUGGAGAAGGGCACCAGUGACUGCGAGAAUUACCUGACCAUCCCCAUCAAGGGAAGCUCUGCAGCUGGGGAGCUUCCUGGCAGGCUUGGGGCUGGCAGGGAGGGGGCCCCAGCUUCCUCAGGGGCCACUCUCUGCAGCUUACCCCCGCUGAGUGCCCGUAGUCAGGUUCCCAGCGGAUCUAAAGGCUCCCAGGUUAGUGGAACCAGCCGGCCAGCGUGGCGUAGCAAACCUGACAAUCCUCGGGAGACCGUAGCUGCUCGCACUGGGCCACAGAGCCCUGAGCGUGCUCCUACCACCAUCUACCACCAGCAGCCACUGCCCUUUGCCUUGCAGGGGGCCCAGCCCCAGGUCCUCUGCUUCUCCCCACCUGGCAUGCCUGCCCCGGCACCUGCAGGCCCAGCUCCAGUCUCCACAGACCCCUUCCAGCAGGCACCGCCCCAGCAGACCCAGCGCAAGAUGCUCCUGGAUGUGACAACGGGACAGUACUAUCUUGUUGACACGCCAGUGCAGCCCAUGACUCGGAGACUCUUUGACCCCGAGACAGGGCAGUAUGUGGAUGUGCCCGUGAGCUCCCAGCAGCAAGCCAUGGCACCCAUGACCCUCCCCGUGCCUCCCCUGGCCCUGAGUCCUGGGGCCUACGGACCCACCUACAUGAUCUACCCCGGGUUUUUGCCCACGGUGCUGCCCACCAACGCGCUGCAACCCACGCCGAUUGCUCACACUCCAGGGGGCAGUGAGCUGCCUAUCUCAUCAGAGCCCCCCAGCAAAGAGGCAGCAGUGACAUUCAACGAGGCCCCAUAUUUCUUAGCCUCUGGUCAGUCUCCUGCCUCCUCUUCAGCCUCGACCCCAGCAGCCACAUCCCAGCUGGUGGGGGCCCAGGGCUUCACUCAGCUGCAUGGCAAGCCUGUCAUCAGCAUCACUUCGCAGCCACUGGGGCCUCGAAUCAUCGCGCCCCCUUCCUUUGACGGGACUACCAUGAGUUUUGUGGUGGAACAUAGAUGA